AUGACGUCAUAUGACGUCAUCAUCAUCGGCAAGAAGGGCGCUGGCGCUAAUUUGGCAAGACAUUGGCUGGCAGUACGGUGCGACACAGGCGAUUCGAUCGACAAACGGUGCCGCUGGCUUCGUUUUCGUUCACGUCUUCAUUGUCGUCGUCGUUUUCGACGUCGCGCGAAAGACGUAAUCACAGAUUGUAUGGAGGUAAAAAUUUGUACACAAGACGUUGUUUCUUCUCCGGUUUUUGGAUGA
This is a messenger RNA of Strongylus vulgaris, 243 nucleotides long. The record is from the annotation of a GenBank genome assembly. NCBI's taxonomy places the organism in Eukaryota, Metazoa, Nematoda, Chromadorea, Rhabditida, Strongylidae.